Messenger RNA from Ostertagia ostertagi, 579 nucleotides. NCBI's taxonomy places the organism in Eukaryota, Metazoa, Nematoda, Chromadorea, Rhabditida, Trichostrongylidae. The record is from the annotation of a GenBank genome assembly.
AUGGCGUCUGUGUGUAUUCACCCAACUGAGGUGUUGCAUGUACUGAAAACCCUCAAAUGCUCCACAUCCGCAACUUUCGAUGGAAUACCCCAAAUUAUCUAUAAAAAAUGUGCUAUUUCACUUUAUAAACCACUAGCAAUGAUCUUCAAUGCCUCACUGUUGUUUAACGAAGUCCCUUCUUUGUGGAAAGAAUCCAUCGUCACAGCGAUUCCGAAAAGUAGGGAUCAUACUGGUGAUACUGUGCAACCUCAACACCUACCUAGCUACAGUGAUAGGCUGAAAAUCUUUAAAUUGAAAACUCUUCUAUACAGACGUGUUUUCAAUGAUUUAGUUUUCUGUUUCAAAGUUUUGAAAGGCGUACUCAGGAUUAGGCCUAGCAAGUAUUGGGUAUUUAGACCUUGCAGAGGUCGUGUAAGGUUGCUCUCUCUUCAAUAUGUUCGUAUCCACAGAUGUUUCCAAACACAGACCCUUAACUCCCUUUUCUUUCGGGGGGCUAAAUGGUUGCAAAUGCUUCCAUUUAACAUUAUGGAAUACAAUUACGACAUGCCGUUGCAUAUGAAUUUCUAUUUUGAUAUAUAG